Sphaerodactylus townsendi is the source of this 10034-nucleotide messenger RNA. It is a transcript of the gene SLC6A5, whose product is annotated as solute carrier family 6 member 5. Gene Ontology annotation, molecular function: glycine:sodium symporter activity. The transcript is spliced from 16 exons. Gene Ontology annotation, cellular component: membrane. The record is from RefSeq and is a predicted model, not a curated record. NCBI's taxonomy places the organism in Eukaryota, Metazoa, Chordata, Lepidosauria, Squamata, Sphaerodactylidae. The coding region runs from base 324 to 2705 and encodes 793 amino acids. Gene Ontology annotation, biological process: sodium ion transmembrane transport; glycine import across plasma membrane; synaptic transmission, glycinergic.
CUGCUCUCUCUGGGCUUGGUUUAGUAAGCAGGUCCCCCCCCCCCCCACAGUGAGUCACUGAGAACACGCAAUCCCAACUGCUGCCUGAGUGACAGCUAGCCGGCGCUCUGGCUUCUUGUUGUCCCUUUAAAAUCCGAAUCCAAGGGUAAUGAUUUAUCAGACUCGUAUUAUCAAGAAAAUGUCAUACGAAGGGCACCUUGCUAUGCACUGACGCAAACCCACUCUUUCCAACGGAGGUAUAGAAAGCUUUGCUCUUGCCUGGGCAAAACCCAGUCCACCCUUUUUGCCUGUACUGCUGUUUUUACUUCUAGCGGUUCCAUCUGAUGCUAUUUGAUAUGGAUUACACCAGCCAGAAGCAGCUUGUCAACAGCCCCGAGACGGUGGCCACCAGGUCUCUGGACAGCGCAGGGAUGAUCCGUAACAGCCCGGAAAGCGAGCAGCCGCAGAACCUGCCUUCCCAAAUCCCGUCCCAGUUAGCCAAGGUGGCCACAGCUCUUUCCGGCGACCACCAGACUCUGCUGCCUGACGAAGAGAAACCAAAUGAUACAGAGAGGACCAAAGUUGGGAUCUGCAAACUCACCCCCGCGCAAGGCAACGCCACCUUCGGCAAAGACGCCAUAGAGCCUUUUCCUCUCCAGAACGCCCCCAGUGCAGGGAACGCAGCACAAGCCAAUAUCGCCCCUUGCAAAAUUCCCCCCUUGCAAAGCACAGACAGGGAGACGAAUCAAAGUCUUGGUAAGAGCACCCUGGAGCAAAACAAUGCCCCUGGCGGUUGGGCGCCCAUGAGCCAGAGCACCGUGGUCUUGGGCACAGAUGGGAACACCUCUGUUCUGCCUGGCAGUCUCGGACAGGAUGACGAUGAAGGGGAUGAAAAUAAAGCCCGGGGCAACUGGUCUAGCAAGCUGGACUUCAUCCUGUCCAUGGUGGGUUAUGCAGUAGGGCUGGGCAAUGUCUGGAGGUUCCCGUACCUGGCCUUUAAGAAUGGGGGAGGUGCAUUUCUUAUCCCCUACUUGACAAUGUUGGCUCUGGCUGGGAUUCCAAUCUUCUUCCUGGAAGUUUCUCUGGGGCAGUUUGCUAGUCAGGGACCCGUGUCUGUUUGGAAAGCCAUCCCUGCCUUACAAGGCUGUGGCAUUGCUAUGCUGAUUAUCUCUGUCCUAAUAGCCAUAUAUUAUAAUAUUAUAUUGUGCUACACACUUUUCUACCUUUUUGCAUCAUUUGUACGUGUGUUGCCUUGGGCUUCCUGUAACAAUCCAUGGAACACACCGGAUUGUAGAGAUAAAAACAAACUUUUGCUAGAUUCCUGCAUCAUUGGUGACCACCCCAAAAUACAAAUAAAGAACUCUACUUUCUGUAUGAGUGCCUAUCCAAACUUGACAAUGGUAAACUACACCAGCCGUGUCAACAAAACUUUUGUCAGUGGCAGUGAAGAGUACUUCAAGUACUUUGCAUUGAAGAUUUCUGCAGGAAUCGAAUAUCCUGGUGAAAUCAGGUGGCCUUUGGUAUUCACCCUCUUUCUGGCUUGGGCGAUUGUUUAUGCCUCCCUGGCUAAAGGAAUCAAGUCAUCAGGAAAAGUGGUGUACUUUACAGCUACAUUCCCUUAUGUAGUACUCAUCAUCUUGCUAAUCAGAGGUGUAACCCUGCCAGGAGCUGGGGCUGGAAUUUGGUACUUCAUCACACCUAAAUGGGAGAAACUAAUUGAUGCUAUGGUGUGGAAAGAUGCUGCCACUCAAAUAUUUUUCUCUUUAUCUGCUGCAUGGGGCGGUCUGAUUACUCUGUCUUCCUAUAACAAAUUCCAUAAUAACUGCUACAGGGAUACCUUGAUAGUAACUUGUACCAACAGUGCCACAAGUAUAUUUGCAGGUUUUGUCAUUUUUUCGGUUAUUGGCUUCAUGGCAAAUGAGCUCAAAGUAGAUAUUGAAGAUGUUGCAGACCAAGGUCCUGGGAUUGCCUUUGUGGUUUAUCCUGAAGCCUUAACCCGGCUUCCUCUUUCACCUUUUUGGGCUAUAAUCUUCUUCUUGAUGCUUCUGACACUUGGCUUGGACACCAUGUUUGCCACUAUUGAAACUAUAGUGACAUCAGUUGCAGAUGAGUUUCCAAAGUAUUUACGUACUCACAAAGCUCUGUUCACGCUUGUAUGCUGCAUUUGCUUUUUCAUCAUGGGCUUUCCUAUGAUCACUCAGGGUGGGAUGUACAUGUUGCAGCUCGUGGACACUUAUGCAGCAUCUUACUCUCUCGUUAUAAUAGCCAUCUUUGAACUUGUUGGAAUUUCAUACAUUUAUGGCUUGCAAAGAUUUUGUGAAGAUAUUGAGAUGAUGAUUGGAUUCCAGCCAAGCAAAUUCUGGAGGGUCUGUUGGGCAUUUGUGACCCCAACUAUUUUAACAUUCAUCCUUUGCUUCAGCUUCUAUCAGUGGGAACCAAUGACUUAUGGCAGCUAUCACUACCCGGGCUGGUCUAUGGUACUUGGAUGGCUGAUGUUGGCUUGUUCUGUUAUCUGGAUUCCAAUUAUGUUUGUGAUAAAAAUGCACAUAGCUCCUGGCAAAUUUAUUGAGAGACUCAAAUUGGUCUGCUCUCCACAACCAGACUGGGGGCCAUUUUUGGCUAAACACCGUGGUGAACGCUACCAGAAUAUGAUAGACCCACUGGGAACAUCGUCCCUCGGACUUAAACUGCCACCGAAAGAUUUUGAACUGGGGAGCCAGUGCUAGUAAUUUCCCUACUUUGUGACCACAUUGUAUAGUCAUUCCUUUGAGCUUUCUUUCUUUCAUUGUCCCUUUUUAUUCUUUUUCACAGUGCCUGAAAGUGAUUGUUCAGGAAAUAGGAUUCAUCAUUGUAUGCUUAUAGUAGAGAACCACAGUGACCACUUUAAGUACUGGAUUCUAGUGUGUUUGUAUGCACACAUACCCAGUGGUGUCCACGAAAAAGUAGUUUCACUGUGAAAAAAUGGAUGUGAAUCAGAUGCACAGGGAAAUGGCUUCCAUCAGUGCCAGGCCAAUUAUGCUCUUCACAAUUAAUUGACAUAAUCUACUUUUGUUACAGUCACAGGGGUGGGUUGUAAGUUUCUGGCGCCAUAUCUGGGCAUCCCAUGAGCACUCCCUCUCAUUCAGCUGUGCUGAGGAACAAGGUGGUUGGCAAAUGUAUGUCACAUACAGAAGAUCACUAGAUGGAGGCUGUAGCCGUAGCUUUUCAUCUUAUUGCUGGAUUCCAAAAAUCUGAUUUUCAUCACAGAAUCAAUCAAGCAUAGGUAUUCCUGUAACCUAUUUCACAACAUGCAAAAAUCAGUAAAUGCAGGACUAUGGUAGUAGUGGGCAAGUGGCUAGGUUUCCCUUGAGGGGAUGCAAAGCUGCAACAAUUUGUUUACCUGCUCUGUGUUCAUUGAUUUUAAAGGAAAUUAAAUUGGGCCCUAAGGGGCCAUUGGGGAGCAGGUGUCUUGAUGUGUAAAACUAUCCAAUGACAACAACCAAUUGAUCAGGCUACCAUCUGGGCAAAUCUAUUUCAUAUCUAUUUGCCCUGAGUUGCAACAAACAGUUGCUUUAAGGAACUGCUUAAAGGCAUGUGUGACUGUAAAUUCUGGAUCUACAGAUAGGAUAAGUUGCCUUAUACCUUAUUGCCCGUUGAACCCACCUCUACCAAGCAUGACUGUUAGCAAAUAAUGAAUUGAAUCUCUCAGGCCAAAGCCUUUCCCAGCCCACAAUGUUUUUUAAUUAUGAUGCUAUGGUUUGAAUAUGAAGCAUCGUACAUGAAAAAGUGCUGCUCUUUUACUGAACAAUGCCCCCCAUCCUGAAAUUAUCAGGACAAUCACAUACAAAAUUGAUAUGCUGAGCAUAUAAAACAAUAGAGUAUUGCAAGAUGCAGCUCAGAAUUGUAUUGGGCACAUGGGACUAGAUUCCCACAUCUGUAAUGCUAGGUGUAAAAAUGGAGGAUCUCCACCAAAAGUUAACUGAAUCAAGCGCCUGGUGUUUAUAACCACAGGAGCUGAGUGUGGCUCAGUGAUUCUGCCAAUAUGUCUUCCGUUUGAGAGCUGCUAGUUACAAUGGCACAGGUUGUUUUGCUUUGCAACAAAAGCAAGAAGGCAGCCUCUCAAUAUAGUGCACUAAUAUGAAAUUAUACUUGGCAGUGCUGUAGAGAAAGAUUAACAAGCCUUUCAGGCUCUGUUAAAGACAUUGGGUGGGGGGGAGGAGGAAACAAUCGGAAGAGCAUGAUAAAACGAAUUGUGUGAAACAAAGCUGUAUCUGUGAAAUCUGACAUGAAAGUGUGCCAAACAAAGACAGAUGGGCACACCUGUCUUAAUUAAUUUCAUGCAUUUUAGUUAAUAAUCUGCUAGGUUUUGUUUUUUAUUAAAUGCUUCAGUUCUUCCUUAAAUCUUCAUUUUAUUGAUAAAUUGAGGGGGGAAAUCCAAGCCCUAUUUUAAGUCCCACUCAUGUUUCCCAUUUGCCCACACCUGAUUUAUAAUCUGUCCUUUUCAAGAACCCAUCUUAUAAUUUAUACCUAACUUUCUAUUCUUCUGGUAGUGUAAAUCUCCUAGCUUCCACAUGCAAGACACUUGUUUGCAUUCAGCUGUUGUUGUUCAGCUAUGUGCUAUGCCACUGCUCUUUUCUUACAAAGUUCUUUAUACAGUCUUUCAAUGUAUCCUCUUUCAGCCAGCAGGGUGGAUAAAAUAACUGAACCCUGAAGUUAGUCUAUAUAGUUGUUGAUGUUAUAUCCAUGCGCACUUUUGUAAAGACAGAUUCUUCCUCCAAACAAUAAUCUGAGGUGUAUAUACUUUGCCUUUACUGCUCUUGUGGCCAUUUCAAAAUCCCUCCCUAUCUUGUGGUCAUUCCAAAAUCAUAAACCACCAACUCACAUUGCAAAGGAAAUGGGGACAGUGUAAAGCAAGAGAGAGCAAGAGUUUAGCUGCUUGGCACAUCAGUCAUCAACAAAGCUCCAUUAUGUUAUCUGCAUGCGCUACAUACCAUAGCAUUGCACUGUGCACAGUGAUAUAUAAAUAUUAACCUUAAAUAGUUUUUAUCUAACAAGUAGACUGAAAGUACAGCUUGUGAGAAUACAUUCAAUGAACUCCAUAGAAAUAACCCGUUUAUUAUAAAUGCACUAUACAUGAGGAAGAAAAAUAAUUGGCAAGACUGUAACCUUUAGUAUCCUCUUGUAUCCUAUACAUGCGUAUAUCAGGUUUGAAAAAGUUAUCAGUGUUCACGUAGUGUGUACUAGUGCUGUUAUAUGUCCCUAUGAAAUACUUUAGCAACCAGUGUAGAGAUGGUGAGUUUUAGAGUAGUUCUGCUUGUUUCUUUCCUUCCUUCCAGUGUUCGUAGUAACCAAUCUAACCGUACUUCCUUUCAGGGAACUGUCUAUAUCAUAGCCUUCCUUUAGUCUGUCCGUCUUCACAUUACAGGGUCUCAGGUAACUCUUGAGUUUUAAAAAAUCUGUGUCUUGUAGAUGUGCCGCUUUCAUCCUAUUGGGUAAAAAUUCAAAUUUUAAAAAAUGCAAACAAAAAUACUAAACCUUUAUGUAGUUUUAAAAUAUAUAUUUAUUUUGUGUGUAUAUGUAUAUAUAUAUUUAAAAAUUAAUACAAAUGAAGGGUACAAUCCAGCCAAGUUAAGAACCUUUUCAUAUCCCGUGCAAAAAUAUUACUUAUUAAAAGACAUGGGAGUUAAAUGUGCUUAACUCUGGCUAGGUUUUGCUGAACUUUCUCUUCCAUGAGGCAAAUAGUGUUGCCAGUUCUGUGCUGCUGCAGGAUGACUGUCAAUCCAUUGGCAGCUAUUGAAGCACAAUCAACUUGCCAUCAAAUUAAAUGGAAAACAGAUUUUUAAAAGUAUUGUUAACCCCACUCCCCCCAAACUAGAUAAGCUAAAUCUUCUGGAAUCUCUUCCAAAACUGCUCCAAUGAAAGGAAUGGGAUUUGUCCAUAAGUAUUCCACAGAACUGAACAAGCUAUAUGUCAGUAGGUUGUGCUUUGGGAGUUUUCAAUGGUCCUCAAAUAGCUUGAAGGAUCAAGACUAUAAAUGUCCCACAAGCUUACCAGCAUCCCCGUAGUGCUGGGGGCUGAUGCAGUGGGAAUCUGCUAUUCCACAUUUGUUCUGAGAUUUAUUCUUUCUGUCUGAGCUCUGCUUUGAAGAGCCACCUCUUGCUCUUGGCAUAAUGAAUUUCAUAAACAUGAGCUGGAAAUUAGCUUUUGUAAACAUCCAUGGCUGGGGAAUAAAAAUCUGUUGCAAGGUAAAUGAUGAGCAUUCUUUUCUAACCAGGGGGGUGGAGAAAAGAACAAUACUACAACCUAGUAAUCUUCUGCUUGUAUUUAUUGUAUUGGAUAAUUUUCCCAUUUGUUUUCAAUGUGCUUUUAUUUUAGUAACUCAAUCCACUACUGAGUAGGCUGCAUUUCAGCAGUAAUUAAAUAAUUUAAUAUAUUACUUUUAAACCUGACUAGUCAGCUACCUGCUAAAAAGAAUACUCCAAGUAGCAUGCUAAGAAAACUAAAACCAAUAAACAUUUAUCAAACAAAAUCAACAAUAAAAAGGAUAAUUGCCAUCUCUUCCCCCUCCUAAUUUUAUUUUAAGGGGGCUUUGCAGAUCUCUAGAGUAGUUUCUGUGAUCAUUCCAAGUCUUAUUGGAUGAAAAUUCAGCUUUUAAGAUAAGAAGGUAAUAUUUGUGGUGCAAAUAUUCUUUUUUAUGUGACCCCCCCCCACACACACACAUAUUUGUGAACUUUCCCUGUUCUAAGUUCUAUGUUCUUUGCAUAUUACUAGAAGCAGUGGAAGUCAAGCAAGCCUGGUGAUUGUAAUAGGAACCACUGCAGUAUCUGUAUGAACAGAAAUAUACAUACUAGGAUUUAACAUAACUUGGUAACAAUCUGACCAAAUCAAAGCUAAUUUUAAUUGGAAAAUUAAGUAAUGCUUCUUUGUUUCCAUUUAAACUUAACAUGGGAUAAAUUCUAGUUGCUUUUAAACAGAAACUGCAGAUUAUGGCUUGAGUCCUCCAUUUCCCAAGACUGUGUGUGUUUAAGUUCCAAGACUAUUUAUAUGACUUUUAAAUAUUUAUUACCUAUUUUGAAAAUAUAUACCCUGACUUUCUGCCACCAAAGGCAGCUAACGGAUUUAAAACAUAUUAAAAACAUACCUUAAAAACCAUUAAGACCAAACAAUAACACAUCAAACAAUUAAAUACAAGUUAAAAUCUGCACAAAAUACAGUAAAAUACACAUACAUACAAACAACUAUUUGUAUGCAUAUAUGUGCAGGAAGAAGGGAAUUGCUGAGGGAACACCAGGUAAAACAAAAAAUGUCUUCAGCUACUGGCAGAAGACAGCAACAAAAAGGGACAGAUAAGUCUCCCUGGGGAGAAAGUUGCAGAGUUUUGGUGCCACAACUGAAAAGGCCCUCUCUCAGGUGGUCACUUCAGAAGGCAGGAGCACCUGAACUAGGGGCUCAGAAGAUGAAUGUAGUAGGUUCAUAAAAAAGCAGACAGUUCUUCAGGUAUGCUGAUCCCAAGCCAUGUAUGACUUUAAAGGCCAUCACCAACACUUUAAAUUGUGCUUUAAAGGCAAAUUUGUUGGAAUAGAAAUUAAUUAUUUUCCUCCAAUUAUUGAUAAUCAAGUUAGAGUUGAUUUAUGUAACCCACAGGCUUGUUUCUGACUCCUGCAUAUACCCCUGGUAAUCAUAUGCACUAGCACUACCCACAUGAUUUAGCUUUUGGUAUACAUUGGCUAUUGCUCAAAAAAUGGCAGUGGGACAAGCCAAUGACUGACUUCUCUGUUCUGUAGAAGCAGCAGACAACAAGAUCAUCACAAGAGUCUGACUACCGUAUCAAUUGGCGCUUAAUGCCAUCUGUACAAACAUUCUGGGGGACAUGAGAAAUGCAACAUGUAAUCUGAGAAUUGAAAACGUAUAAUCUGAAAAAGUAUCUGCAGUGGCAUAAAACAUCACAUUCUAUCACACUGUAAAGUUAGCAAAAAUAACUAUUUUGAAAUGUCUGUUUUUCUAAUUGUAGUAAUUUUCCAUUGAAUUUGAUGGCAAAACCUUUCUUGACAUGAAAUCCAGAGUUGAGUGUGCUCCACAUAGACAGUCUACCUUUCGUUUCUGUCUAAUAUCUAAAGAACGAAAUCUAGAAAAUCUUUUAAAAAUCCAUUUUAAUUGAUUUGGCCCCUUAAAAGUAAAGGAGUUUGAUCAUUUCGAAAUUUAUCAAGCAUAGUAUAUGAAUUUAAACUACCAAAUAUUCUGCAUAUAUCUUAGCUGUUUGGAUUAUCUGAUAGAGACUGCACAUAUAUUUAAAAUCACUUGCUGAACACAAAAGUAUUUUAGUAACUAUAAUUUUCAAAGUGUAAAAGAAUGAAAAAAGCCAUAUUUCCAGACAGGUGACAUAUCAAUUUCUAUAACUGUAGAACCUGCAAAUAAAAAAAGAGUAAAAGUCUAAUGGUGAACUAUCUUUGUCUAACAAAUUUUGUCUAACAAAUAAGGCUAACUUUUGAAUAAGCCAUCUGCACUAUUGUAUAUUUAAGAAUUAUAUUUGAGGCAGAAAUAUUCCACCUUCAAAUUGUUUAGGGUCAUAUGUAUAGUACCUGUGUUUCUAUGUGAUAUAGCAGCACUUUGUUUCCAAAAGGAGGGUUUAACAAAAUGACUUUUGACAUAAAGGCAUGGAAUGUUAGGCUGAUGCUUCAUUUGGAUCAAGAUACUGUAUCUGACAGGUUCUGCUCCACUGAUUGGAUAGACAUGCUUCUGCACUUAAAAGAAAAACCUUCAUUGUUUCUUCUUUACUGUAGUUUCUUUCCCCAUAAAAUACCAUUUAACAUUGAUGAGCCUCCCCUCUGCUCACUUAUACCUUUUUAUAUACAUGCACGUUUAUGGCUUAUCAUGGUCUCUUACUAAGAUUACUGCUUAUUUCAUGCAGAUGCUGCUUUUUAUUUCCUAUUAAACUGCACCUUUUUGCAGGUUUCCUGUCUCAAAUGAAGAAAGAAAAGAAUAGGAUGUUGAUGCUUUCUCCUUGCAGGCACAGCAGGUGUUCCUCUGUUACACGGAGAGGUUAAUCCAGCAGAUGCUGCUAUACAACUUUCAUCCCUUUAAAUGUGGCCUGACGGGAAGAAUACCACCCCAAUCUCCCAUAAGUCACACUGAAAUGAAUUGAGGGGAUGUGCAGCAGUGGUGGAUUGCUCCCAAGAAGUGCUUUAAGCAGAAAUGCUAAAUGUUGCCACUGACCUGGUGUGUUUAUGAGAUUCUGUUUUACUAGCCUGUAGCUAAACCCUCUGCGCAUAGUAAACUGCGCAUUACUGACAUGGCUGAAACUUAGCAUUCCAUGGGACCUAUACUACAGACUUCAGAGAGAGGGGAGAAAAAAUGCUUUUAAGAUACUUAUGGUUUCUGCCUUUGUCACUCUCAGGCAGCCGAUAACCAAAGAAAAUGCAAGCGCGUGAGAGAGAGAGGAUGUGUGCUAUUGAUGGGUUGAAUUUAAAAUGUGAUAGCUGGGCUGGACCUUAUUGCUUGCAAUAGUAUGAUUUGCCCACCAUGUUUUAAAUACAUCUUCAGGUAACCAUUUGCCUUAUAGGUGUAUUUCACUGUUAGGUAUAAAAUUAGUGUUUGACUAGAAUAUAUUGUUGUCCAUCACCUAGAGUAUAUAGUGUAUUUUGUGUCUUCUAGGCACUUUAUUGUGAACCUAUCAUGGAAUAGGUUAAUUCUUAAUUACUUGCGUAAUGUCAUAAAUACUUACAUGCAUUCUUCAGGGGUACUGCUGCCUAUGGAUAAAGAUAUGUACCCUAAUCAGGAUAUUAUAUUUUCUCCAUGUAUAAGCUAAUGGAAAAAAGAAUAUAUUAUGUUUCAAAAGAUGCAUACCGUAUAUAUACAUACAUAUAUAUCUUAUAUAGCACCUAUGAUAAUAUACAUUAUUCAUUUAAGAAGUCAUUAUUCUUGAGGCCCUACCUCAAAUUUUGUAUUUAUGUGUACAAAUGCAAUUUACUGUAUUAUAUAUUUGCCUAUUAUAUUCUGAUGUUACAAAAUAGAGUCUAUCCUAUAAUGUAUGAGUUCAGGAAAAAUAAAAAAAAUAAAUGUCUAGUGUUUAAAAGAUA